Messenger RNA from Cercospora beticola, 1440 nucleotides. Its product is annotated as peroxidase family protein. Gene Ontology annotation, molecular function: peroxidase activity. The record is from RefSeq and is a predicted model, not a curated record. NCBI's taxonomy places the organism in Eukaryota, Fungi, Ascomycota, Dothideomycetes, Mycosphaerellales, Mycosphaerellaceae.
AUGAAGGCUUCUACACUGUUGGCUCUCCCGGCACUUGCCUUGGCUUAUCCGGGUCUGGACAAGGAGACGGCUGCUGCUGACUUCGAAAAGCGUCAGUUGCGAGGACUCGUCACUGGACUGGUCGAAAGUGUCUCGGGCUAUGCUGGUGCGAUAGCUGCGCAGGUGAAUCAGGACAACCUUCGCCCAGAGCCAGGAUUCGAGUUCCAGGAGCCAGGACCAGACGAUGCUCGCGGUCCUUGCCCAGGUCUGAACCUUCUCGCCAACUAUGGCUAUCUGCCAAGGGAUGGCAUCGUCACCAUGGGUGAAGUCAUCGAAGCAGUGCAACGUGGUUUCAACAUGGGCAUCUUGCUCAGCACCGUCUUGUCUGUCUUCGCCAUUCUGACAGACGGUGACAUCGAAACAUUGUCAUGGUCGAUUGGUAGCUCACACAAUGGAAUUGGCGGCCUCAAUCGACACUCGACAGUUGAGGCAGACAUCUCGCCAAACAGGGAAGACUACUACAACGGCUGCGGAGACAACCACCACUUGAGCUCGCGCAUUUUCAAGCAGAAUGUCGAGUUCGUCGACCAGGAUCCCAACAAGGAGUUCAGCUAUGAUGUUAUGCGGAAACAAUACGAGGCCAACAGCAAAUUCACGCAAACAUACAAUCCAUGGAUCUACUACUUCCCCUUCCCAUCGAUCGUCUCGGUUGUCGCGUUCAACUUUUACCCGGAGUACUUCGCAAACGGCACAUAUGGUGCUGGUGGUGUCGCAAACUACGAGUCUAUCUCUAGCAUCGUCGGUGCCAAAUAUGACGAGGAGACCGGCAACUUCGAAUACGUCCCAGAGAGAUGGCCAGAAAACUGGUACCGUCGCUCAACAUCAUACGAUGCCGUCGAGGCUCUCGUUGAUGGGUUCACACGCAUCUACCCAGUCAACCCAGUCGCUAUGCCAGUAGGACAGAUUGGGACACCGAACCUCAACGCCAGCACUCUUCUCUGCAACGUGUACCAGGGACUCAACUCCAUCGCACCUCUCGCACUCGCUGGUCAAUCCCAAGCCGCUCAAGCAGGUGUCUCGAGCCUUCUGGGCAAGCUUGUCGACCUAGGUCUUGAUGGCACCACCCUUGGUUGUCCAAAGGAUACCAUCUCGGCCAACUUCUUGUACCCAAAUGCCACGACUGCUGGUGGCCCACUCGGCCCAAGCCUGGAUCGGGUGUCCAACAAUGGCAACAACGUCUACUACAAGACUUAUCACACUGAGGCACCAAAGUAUCCUAAGUGCUCGUACUUGAAUGAGCCAGAGACGCCGGAGGAGCAGCCUGAAAAUGAGCCUCCGACUGAGGGCGAUUAUCCUUCGCAGCCGUACGACAACUAGAGAGCUGUGGGAACCAUUGACGAGAACAAAGAAAAGAUACGAAUUCAAGGAUAUAGAUCACGACUAUGAAAUUGUAAUUAUCAC